Molecule: messenger RNA, 2495 nt
Organism: Xiphophorus hellerii (green swordtail)
Lineage: Eukaryota; Metazoa; Chordata; Actinopteri; Cyprinodontiformes; Poeciliidae
Gene: lztfl1
Product: leucine zipper transcription factor-like 1
Exons: 10
Coding region: 253-1149 (298 amino acids)
Biological process (GO): negative regulation of protein localization to cilium
Cellular component (GO): cytoplasm
Source: RefSeq, a predicted model, not a curated record
CUCAAGGCAAACACAAGCUGGUUAGCUAGGCUAGCAGAUCUCCAGGAUAAUCUUACAGCUGUGGCAUAGCGGAAAUUUUGCUCAAUUUGUUUACUUAAAUAAACAUAUAAAAGAUUUUACUGGAUUUCGAACUCAUCAUAUCGACUCUGGCUUUUAGUCUUCCUUGCGUACGUUGACUAAAUUAGAUAGAUCCUGCUUCUUUUCUUUUGGGAUCAGCUCAAGCUAACUUAGUUACGUUGCAAAACAGCCAUUAUGGCUGACUUUGGGUUUAACGAACACCAUCAGUCUGAAAUCAUCAACUACAUGCGAUUUGCUCGUUCAAAGAGGCUGUUAAGGCUCAAGACUAUUGACUCAUGUUUUGAGGAACUCAAAGACAGCAGGCUGGUGGAGGACACCUUCACAGUGGACGAGGUUAGGGAGAUGCUGGACGGGUUGCAAAUGGUGGUCCGGGGGGAGGUGGAGAUGGAGCUGAUCAACACUGCCCACACUAACGUGCUGCUUCUCAGGCAGAUUUUCUCUCAGGCUGAGAAGUUUUACCUUCGACUCCAGAGUGAUAUCUCUGAGCUGGAGAACAGGGAGCUGUUAGAGCAAGUGGCUGAAUUUGAGAAGACUGACUUUAAAAUAACAAAUAAGAUAAACCAGGAAACAAGUAAACCCAAGUUGGCACCACUGAAUGAGGGUGGGGUGUCUGAGCUUCUUAACAAGGAGAUAGCGAAACUACAAGAGGAGAAUGAUAAACUGAAAUCAAGACUGCGGACUUUAGAAACACAGGCCAUGAGUGCACUAGACGAGAAAACAAAAGCAGAGAGAGCUCUGAAGGAUCUCCAGAGGACACAAGGAGAGCAAAAGCUUUCUGCUCAUACAAAGGAAAUCAACAGCCUGGAGGACACAGUAGCAGCUCUGAAGGAGGACUAUGAAAGAUCGCUUAGUGCCAACGCUGCAUCACAAAAGGAUCUGAAGGAGAAUCUAAUCACUGCCAAGCACGAACUUCUGCGAGUGCAGGAGCAGCUGGCCUUGGCAGAGAAGGAGUUGGAGAAGAAGUUCCAGCAAACUGCAGCGUACCGCAACAUGAAGGAGAUUCUAACCAAGAAGAAUGAGCAGAUAAAAGAAAUUAGGAAACGAUUGCAGAAAUACGAGCCAGACGACUGAGGUUUUGUAUGUUUUCAUUAGAAAGACGGACCAAAAUUUUUCUGACUGAUUUGGGACAAGAAACUACCAGUUUCGGUGUUUUUUAUUUUUAUUUCUGCUUUAUCUGGCAUUCUCUGUCCCUGAUAGCUUUACUAAACAGCAGGUCAGCUGGGGAAACCCAUAGGUGAAUACGCAGAGGAUCUGAUGACGUGUGUUUUUCUUACGGUAGCUGGCAGAUUUCCCUCAGUGCUCUAUGCAAAAAGCAGCAUUUACCUGUUUGAAGGGGCCUUGUCCUUUUGCUCACCUGGACAGAACUAUACUGCCUGCCUGAAGCUUGUAGUCUCAGUGUGCCUUGCAAAACUAUUAAAAGCUCUUGAAAUGUUCACAUUUUAUCAACAUGUUUGGUUGGGGUUUUAUAUGCUAAAUCAACUCAGCAACAGUUAUCCCAGUCAAAUUUAGGUCUGUGCUUUGACUAUUCCACUUUAUUGUAUUCAAUUGUGGCUCCGGCAGUAUGUGUAGGGUCAUCCCUGACCCCAACAAACUCUCUCACACCCACAUCCUUCAGCCCUAUGUAUUUCUUCAAGUAUUACUCCAUGUAUUAUUUCCAUCCCUUUCAACAAAAAAAAUUAUUUUUAUCUUUAUCCCUGACUUGUCUGCUGUGUUCCUUGGUCUUCAUGAUGCUGUUUUUUCACCGACGUACUCUAAUUGACAUCGGAGGCCUUCUAAGAACAACUGGAUUUAUGAGAUAAGAAUACACACAAGUGGAUUUUAUUUACUACUCUGGUUUUACUAGAGUUUGCAGAGGGGUCUCAAAACAAAAGCAAGCCACACCUUUUAGAUUAUUUUUUGGAAACCAUUUCAGAACCACGUGUUUUCCUUUUAUAGCACAACUUGUGUCGUUUUAUCUCAAAAAAUCCCAGUAAAAUACACAACGCAUCAAAAUGUUGAAAAAGGAGUAUAAAUAGAUUUGCAAGGCACUGCAUAAGUCCCAAUGCAGGACAUUGUAAGUAAAUUCUCAUAUUUUGCUCAUCAGUCUUAACUUUAGCAGCACCUUAAAGUCCAAGGUCCAAUUUUAAAACAAAGUUACAAGUAAACUCCAAAUCACUUUCCAUUUUAGGACAUUCUUACUUAUCUAAACAUUUAAUAAUAUUAAUAUUUCACUCUAAAAUAUUUCCAAUAAUCUGUAAUUACAAUGUAUCUACUAUUACAUAUAGAUGUAGAGGGCCUAGAAUAUUUUUGGUGUUGAAUCCUUGCAUAUUUUUUGUAUUGCUGUACAUACAUGAUUUUCAUGAUAUAAAAUGCUCUUGUAGAGUGUGCAUUUAACUGGUUUGUGAAAUUUUAAUGGGUUAAUAAAAAGUGUGACCAAA